Messenger RNA from Dermacentor silvarum, 1257 nucleotides. RefSeq names its product tetratricopeptide repeat protein 8-like (gene BBS8). Gene Ontology annotation, biological process: non-motile cilium assembly. Bases 37 to 1257 code for a protein of 406 amino acids. Gene Ontology annotation, molecular function: protein binding. Gene Ontology annotation, cellular component: ciliary basal body; non-motile cilium; BBSome. NCBI's taxonomy places the organism in Eukaryota, Metazoa, Arthropoda, Arachnida, Ixodida, Ixodidae. The transcript has 8 exons. The record is from RefSeq and is a predicted model, not a curated record.
CAUCCGAACACCUCCUGCAGCGUGUCGUGCCUGAAGAUGGGCGACGCAGGCCUACUGACAGAAAAGUCGGCGACAGCAGUAGACAUGGAACCCGUGCAGCAGGCGCUCAGCUUGUAUCGACGCCGCCACUUCACCGAGUGCGCCGAGCUGUGCGAACGCCACUCGUCCAAGCAGCUCCAGUGGCUCGGCAUGCUGGCCCUGACGCAGCACGCAUGGCUCGACGAGCUCGAGCUCGAGGGGCUGCAGUCUCUCGCCGAGGAGUUGCUCGACGACCAGGCGACGGCGCAGACGGGCCGUCCGGGCACCUCCCUGCGGGCCCCUCCUCCGCCGACCGGCGGCGGCCGACCAGUGACGCGCGAGGGUCGUCCCUUGACAGGACUGCGGCGACGACCCCGGUCGCGUACCGCGGCCACGCGCCACGGCGUCGAGAGGGCGCUCACCACCGCCGCAGGAAGAACGGCCCGGCCGACGACUGCGGCACCCGCAAUGGUGCAAGAAUUAGCAGAGUUCGGUCGACUGGGCGCGGCCUCUUCGGGCUGGCCGGAGAAGCCGUGGCUCUCCAAGCCGCUCUUCCGCUUCCUGUAUCACCAGCGAGGUGACGUCAGACAGGCGCUGGAGCUGGCCGGCCAGGAGCGGGCGACCGACUGCUGUGGCUGGUGGUCGCUGCAGCGCGGCCGCUGCCUGCUCAGGCUGGGAAUGCUGCGCGAGGCGGAGCACCAGUUCAGGAAGGCGGCGGAGGCCGGCGACCCCCAGCCCAGGGCCUUCCUGUGGCUCGCCAGGGUGCAGCUACAGAUGGAUCAGCCGCUGGCCGCUGUGGAGGCAUACAGGCGCGGAUUGGACAAGUUCCCCAACGAGGCCGCCCUUGUGGCGCCUAUGGCACGCGUCUACGAGGGCCUGCACGACCUGCAGCGCUCGGCCAAGCUGUACCGGGAGCUGCUGUCGCUGGACGCGGUGCACGUCGAGGCCAUCGCCUGCGUCGCCACGCACCAUUUCUACGCCGACCAGCCAGAGAUGGCUCUCAGGUUCUACAGACGCCUGCUGCAGCUGGGCAUGCCGACGGCCGAGCUGUACAACAACCUGGCUCUAUGCUGCUUCUACGCGCAGCAAUACGACAUGGCGCUCACUUGCUUCGACCGGGCGCUGGCGCUGGCUGAGGACCAGCUGCUCGCUGACGUCUGGUACAACCUGGGUCUCGUUGCACUGGUCAGUACGUCGCGAGCACAGCUUCCCUCCCAAUAUCAAUACCGAACACCAUAG